UAUCUGAAUACUUUCAGGACAGAAAAUAUCGUUUUUACAACUGGAAGUCCAAAUUUCGUCCAAAAGAAAACAAACAUUGUCUUUCUAAAGACACACAAAACAGCUGGCUCCAGCAUACAGAAUAUGUUAAUGAGAUUCGCUGAUCGACAUGAUCUACUCUUAGCCUUGCCAGCAGAAGGAAACUUCUUCGGUCACCCUCCGCCUUUUCACCACAGUAUGAUCUCUGACCCUCCUGAUAAACGUCAUUACAACAUAUUCACACACCACACACGGUUUAAUUAUGAUGAGCUCAGACGAGUGAUGCCAGAAGACUCCAUUUUCAUUACAGUUCUCAGGGAUCCAGUUGAUCUGUUUGAAUCUUUGUAUUCCUAUUGUAAACUAGAAGUUUUAUAUCGCAGACCUUUGUUUUCAUUUGGCAUUAACAUGUCAGAUGAAGAAAUAGAGGUGAGAAUGAAAAGUCUUGCGGAGGUCGGGAUAAAUCAAAUGUCGUUCGAUUUAGGAAUGAAUCCUAAAGAUUUCAAAAAUCCAGUCAAAGUCCAAAGAUAUGCCCACAUAUUGGAUACACAAUUUGAUUUGGUACUAAUAACCGAACAUCUCGACGAGUCUUUGGUUAUUUUAAAGAAUAUAUUAAGUUGGGAAACUGACGACGUAGUGUUUUUUAAACUUAAUGCUAGACACGAAACAUUUGUUAAGCAUUUACCCUCAGAUGUUCGUAAGCGUUUACAAAGUAUAAAUUUCAGUGACCAAGUCAUCUACGACUUCUUUAAAGAGAAGUUAGCUGAAAAAAUUCGCAAGUUUGGUGAGAAGAGACUUGCUCUUGAAGUACAGGAACUCCGGAGAAGAAGAGAAGAAUGGGCGAAGUUCUGCGUGAAAGAAACACAGUUACUUAUUGAAUCCGAGGAUGCUAAAAAAACUUCAUAUUUAAACUCACAAGUAACGAAAUUGAAGCCGAGACAAGACAAUGAUACAUGUAGGAAGAUGACAGCUUUAGAAUUGGAUUAUACAGAAGAACUUCGACAAAAACAGAAUCUUCUUUAUCUUAAACAUCGUGUAGGAUGAUCAAAAUGUUCUGUAUCUUAAACAUCGUGUAGGAUAAUAAAAUUGUUCUGUAUCUUAAACAUCGUGUAGGAUAAUAAAAAUGUUCUGUAUCUUAAACAUCGUGUAGGAUAAUAAAAUUGUUCUGUAUCUUAAACAUCGUGUAGGAUAAUAAAAAUGUUCUGUAUCUUAAACAUCGUGUAGGAUAAUAAGAAUGUUCUAUAUCUUAAACAUCGUGUAAGAUAAUAAAAAUGUUCUGUAUCUUAAACAUCGUGCAAGAUAAUAAAAAUGUUCUAUAUCUUAAACAUCGUGUAAGAUAAUAAAAAUGUUCUAUAUCUUAAACAUCGUGUAAGAUAAUAAAAAUGUUCUAUAUCUUAAACAUCGUGUAGAUAAUCAAAGUGUUCUGUAUUUUAAACAUCGUGUAAGAUAAUAAAAAUGUUCUAUAUCUUAAACAUCGUGUAGGAUAAUAAAAAUGUUCUGUAUCUUAAACAUCGUGUAGGAUAAUAAGAAUGUUCUAUAUCUUAAACAUCGUGUAGGAUAAUAAAAAUGUUCUGUAUCUUAAACAUCGUGU
Molecule: messenger RNA, 1606 nt
Organism: Limulus polyphemus (Atlantic horseshoe crab)
Lineage: Eukaryota; Metazoa; Arthropoda; Merostomata; Xiphosura; Limulidae
Product: galactosylceramide sulfotransferase-like
Exons: 1
Biological process (GO): glycolipid biosynthetic process
Cellular component (GO): membrane
Molecular function (GO): galactosylceramide sulfotransferase activity
Source: RefSeq, a predicted model, not a curated record